Trichoderma atroviride IMI 206040 is the source of this 1191-nucleotide messenger RNA. RefSeq lists its product as uncharacterized. The record is from RefSeq and is a predicted model, not a curated record. Gene Ontology annotation, molecular function: hydrolase activity, acting on carbon-nitrogen (but not peptide) bonds. Lineage: Eukaryota; Fungi; Ascomycota; Sordariomycetes; Hypocreales; Hypocreaceae.
AUGAAACCAGCUCAGCUCUUUACACUCGCUGGAGUAUUUUUACCAGGCAGUCUUGCUUGUCUCGAGCAUCUAUUGCACGAGCGAACACCAGACCCCAAUGACAUGGUCCGAAGACAAGAGUCUGCACCACGAACAAAGACUGCUAUCAAAAAUGUUCGCGUAUUUGAUGGCGUCAAACUCACUGCUCUUCAAACUGUCAUUAUCGAUGGCGAGAAUAUCAGCAACGACACAAGCAAUAUCGUGACCACAGUUGACGGCAAUGGAGGCGUACUAAUUCCUGGUCUGAUUGACAGCCAUGUCCAUAUAUCUAGUAUCGCUGGCUUAGAGAUAUUGGCUUCUUAUGGAGUCACCACCGCCAUCAACAUGGCAUGUCGAAACUACACUCAAUGCGCCCCUCUCCGUGAUGUAGAGGGCGUGGCAUCGUUCAUCUCAGCCGGUAUACCAGCUACUGGACCCGGCAGUCAGCACUCCAAGACAUUCAAUCUUACUGCGCCGUACCUCAUUUAUCCCGACCAAAAUGCCACAGAGGUCGUAUCCUACACCUUUGGCAACAACUCCGACUUUUACAAGAUCACUGCCGAGACUAAUGGUCCCAGCCAGAGCAUGCAAAAUGCUCUUGUUGACGCUGUUCACAAUCUUGGCAAAUUGUCCAUGACUCAUGCUUCUGAUCUCAAUGCUUGGACACAAGCUGCCAUCUCGGGCACAAACGGCAUUCAACAUAUUCCUACAAAUGGCCGUAUCAACGCUUCCAAUAUUCUGACCGUUCGGAAGUCUUCCACUACCUGGAGCACUCCGACUAUGAAUAUUGCUCGAUACGCCUUUUCCAACGUCGAAUUAUUGACUUUUACAGGCCACAAGGUUGGUGGGCCAGAUAACUAUCAAAAUGUUUACGACAACGUCAAAGCCAUUCAUGCUGCCGGCAUACCCAUCUUGGCUGGCACAGACUCCGUCGGAACAGUCACCGCCAACAUCUCUAUACCGUGGGGACUAACUCUCCAUUUUGAGUUGGAAAAUCUGGUCGAGGCCGGAUUAACUCCACUCGAAGCUCUUCGAGCAGCAACCAUACUCCCUGCUCAGCAUCACCAGUUGACGGACCGCGGCCAGAUUACACCUGGUAUGCGGGCUGACUUGGUUUUACUUAACAGCAACCCGCUGGUCAACAUCUCCAACACUAGAGAUAUUGCGAGGGUC